Messenger RNA from Eufriesea mexicana, 1773 nucleotides. RefSeq names its product neuron derived neurotrophic factor nord (gene nord). NCBI's taxonomy places the organism in Eukaryota, Metazoa, Arthropoda, Insecta, Hymenoptera, Apidae. The transcript is spliced from 7 exons. The record is from RefSeq and is a predicted model, not a curated record. Gene Ontology annotation, molecular function: protein binding. Bases 1 to 1731 code for a protein of 576 amino acids.
AUGCGUCACGCGCUACCACUCGGCUUCAUCCUCGUACUCGUGUCAGUGUUCGCGCGUCGGGCUACCGGUUGCGCUUUCUGCGAAAGGCUGUCGCAGCAACAGCUGCAGCUGCGCCAGCUACAGCAGUUGUCGCAACAACAACCGCAGCAGCAACAGGGGUACAAAACGAUGGGAAGCCCGAGGCCUUUUGGUGCCGAGAAGCCGACCAGGGUGCAGGAGUUCAACAGGACCGGCGUGCUGCAUCCCGAGUACCAGAUACCAGCCACCCUUCGCCCCGGUAACGUAUCUCAGUUUUAUUACCUGAGUCCACGCGAAGGGCCACCUCUCACGUUACUCGUUAGCCCUUGUAGCGGGCCAAUAUCAUGGACGGUCAGUUACGUCGAGCCACCGGAAAACGUUGAAGAAGCGGAAGGAACAAAAUCGCAAACACGGUGGCCAGUGAAGAGUUUGAAGCCAGGCUCACCCUUAUUCGCGUACGAGGGUGCGGAGGAUCAGAAUUUUACGAUAUCAAAGACACGCGCCGGUCUUUAUUGGUUCGAAAUUAAAUCCGUGAACCCUCCUGAUGCCAAUUUGCAAAAAUUGACACCAAGCACGGUGCUUCUGUAUGCCACGUCGAGCAGCUUGAGCCAUAUACCGGAAUUGUAUGCGAAUGAGAGGGAAAAUCGUCAUCGUUCAUUGAGAUUUCAACAACGAAGAAGUAAACGUCGACUUACGAUAUCUUGGAAUAAAAGCAACAUAAAUCCCCAUCUCUCGCACUACUGUUUAGCCGUGACAUCAGGGUCUCAGCCACAUCCCUUGACCCUUUGCGCUGCGCAAAGCCUUCUACGCGUUCACCCGCAUCCGACAAAAGGGGGUUCUUCUAAGGAACAGCAGCACCGCGGCAUUCCGGAAGGACUUCAUUGCGUACGUCAAACAAAAUUGACGCUCCACAGGAUGAAGUACGAUACCACGUACAAUUUUACUUUAUACGUGGUAAAUACGAGGAAUAACGUGUCGAAUCGGAUAGCAACUGAUACUAUAAAAUUCCGGAAAACGCCGGAAUUGAGGCUACGCACUGGACAUUAUACCACAGCUAAUUUACGUAAAACCGAUGGAUUCAUCAACUUCCGUUACCGACCCCCGGAAAAUGCCUCGAGUACCUUUCAUAUUCUUCCUUGCGGUGGCGGCAUCGUUAGAGCAAAAUUAAGUGGCCCAGGAAUUUUGAGGGAAAAGGAGGUAGUAGGAUACGCAUCAUUAAGGGUACCACCUUUAACUUCAGGGAAGACAUACACAUUACGGAUAUCCGCUACACCACAGGAAUUAAUACGAGUAUCCGCCAUUAAAGUGCUAGCUACCCAAGAAUCGUCUGCGAUAUAUCCACAGAUUCCAUCCAGAAGUGCACCACGCGAGUACAGAUCCCUAAGAACAUGCCAUGAGGUGACCGUAGGGGUAGAGCCUGCAGGCUCCGCGAAGUAUUGCAUCCUCGUAAGGGAAUUAAAGGGCAGCACGGCGUUGGCCAGCGUGACGACGAUCCCUGAUCAGUGUAGUCUUCAUCGUCGACGCCGUUCCGAGUACACGUUCGAGGUUUGCGAAGAGAAGCAGAGUCCGCCGAAAGAUCGGGCACUUCCGUUCACCCUCAAGAGGCUACAGCCAGGGAAGGCUUAUAUCUUGCAAAUCACGGCACAGUUGAAAGGUCAAUCAUUGUCCUAUCCGCUGCUGACUGUACGCACCCGACGUUCCUGUCUACCUUGAUAAUAAUUCGAAGAAAAUAGGAAUAAUCAAUGGCGAUCAUCG